Molecule: messenger RNA, 203 nt
Organism: Rhizopus microsporus ATCC 52813
Lineage: Eukaryota; Fungi; Mucoromycota; Mucoromycetes; Mucorales; Rhizopodaceae
Exons: 1
Coding region: 28-195 (55 amino acids)
Source: RefSeq, a predicted model, not a curated record
UUUUCUUUAUAAAGAGGGAUAUGAAAUAUGAAAGAAAAAAGAAACGAAAAAGGCCCUCAUAUUUAUACAAUAUCUGUAUCUUGUGGCUCUUUGUUGUUAGUUGAAAUGAUAAUGAUAUUUUUAAAAGUUGUCAAUUCUCUUUGGGGGGUUAACAAUGACGAUGCAAACCCGUGUUUAUUAUUAUUAUCUUACUGAAAGGGUUU